UUCCCCCCCCCCCCCUUCCCGUCCGUCGACUUGCUUCGUACCCCCCCAAGGUGCACAAGAGACGAGAAGCCCGGCCUCCCGUCCCUUUUCUUGUACACUCCCCCCAGACCGACUGGCAUUUUGAUUCCUGUCAGUCAAGUCUGUCCAGGCCUCUGGGAAGUCUGUGUUUGGGUACACUUGUGCAAAAGCUCCUCCUUUUGGAUGACAUAUUCGUCGAUGCUCUUGUGCUACGACUCAUCCUACAUGUACUAA
Messenger RNA from Colletotrichum orchidophilum, 252 nucleotides. RefSeq lists its product as uncharacterized. NCBI's taxonomy places the organism in Eukaryota, Fungi, Ascomycota, Sordariomycetes, Glomerellales, Glomerellaceae. The record is from RefSeq and is a predicted model, not a curated record. The annotation marks the transcript as partial. The transcript has a single exon.